Aspergillus alliaceus is the source of this 1704-nucleotide messenger RNA. Its product is annotated as WD repeat PRP19 family protein. Gene Ontology annotation, cellular component: cytoplasm; U2-type catalytic step 1 spliceosome; Prp19 complex. Bases 68 to 1495 code for a protein of 475 amino acids. The record is from RefSeq and is a predicted model, not a curated record. The transcript is spliced from 5 exons. Gene Ontology annotation, biological process: DNA repair; protein ubiquitination; mRNA splicing, via spliceosome. Gene Ontology annotation, molecular function: protein binding; ubiquitin protein ligase activity. NCBI's taxonomy places the organism in Eukaryota, Fungi, Ascomycota, Eurotiomycetes, Eurotiales, Aspergillaceae.
GCAGCUCUCGCGCUGAAGAGCAAUCAACUCUUUCCCUUCCAAUAUCCACCCAUCCCCCAUAAAUACCAUGCUGUGUGCAAUCUCGGGAGAGGCACCACAAGUGCCCGUCGUCUCGCCCAAGAGCGGCAGCGUGUUCGAGAAGCGGCUCAUCGAAGCAUACAUCGCCGAGAACGGAAAAGAUCCUGUAAACGGGGAGGAUCUCUCUACCGACGACCUGAUCGAGGUCAAGUCCCAGCGCGUUGUCCGCCCCCGACCUCCUACGCUCACAUCGAUCCCUUCACUACUCAAUGUGUUCCAAGAGGAAUGGGACGCUCUGGCCUUGGAGACAUAUACACUGCGACAGACUUUGGCGCAAACGCGCCAGGAGCUUAGUACAGCUCUCUACCAGAAUGAUGCGGCCGUCCGCGUGAUCGCGCGAUUGACCAAAGAGCGAGACGAAGCCCGUGAUGCGCUCUCUAAGGUGUCCGUCGGCGCUACUCGGACCGGUGCUGGUGGUGGUGAAGCAAUGCAGGUUGACUCAAAUUCCCUGCCUGAGGCAGUAUUGUCACGUGUUGAGAGUACACAAGCAGCACUCUCUAAGACUCGCCGUAAGCGCCCUGUCCCAGAGGGUUGGGCGACCAGCGAUGAUAUUUCCACAUACAAACCCGCUCAAAGCAGCGAGCCUCUCUAUCCCGGUGGCAAGGCACUGUCCGUUAAUGCUUCCGGAGACCUCGCGCUUGUUGGAGGUACUGAUGGUGCUGUUGGUGUCUACUCUCUAUCCCAGAAGCAGGUUGUUCAAAGCCUCCAAGCGAUUGGCUCCGUUACCGAUGCUGUCUGGGCAGGUGAUAAGGCCGUCAUCGCCUCGUCUACUGGCUCUGUGAAAGUUUUCGAGAACGGCAAUGAAGUCGCUGAGUUUAAGUCUCAUGCUGGCGCAGCCACGGCGCUCGCUGUUCAUGCCACUGGCGACAUCGUCGCUUCCGUUGGCGCUGAUAAGAGUUAUGUGCUUUACGACCUGACGACAAGCUCCGUGAUUACCCAGAUCUUCAGUGAUGCAUCUCUUCUUUCCGUGAAGUUCCACCCUGAUGGCCAUCUUAUUGCUGCCGGUGGCAUGGAUGGCCAGGUCAAGAUCUUUGAUGUCAAGUCUGGCUCUCCUGCCGCCAAUUUCGCACUUUCUGCGCCCGUCAAGUGCCUGUUCUUCUCUGAGAAUGGUACCUUCAUGGCUGCAGUCGCCGAAAACUCUACAGUCGUCUCUAUCUGGGAUCUUCGCAGCGCACAGGAAGUCAAGGCUCUGGAGACCGGUAGCCAGAUUGACUCUAUCAGCUGGGAUUACACUGGGCAGUUCCUACUCACCGGCGGACCUAGCGGGUUGACCGUCCAGCAGUACAGCAAGGCAUCUAAGUCAUGGUCAGAGCCCCUGCGCAGCGCUGUGCCUUCGGCUGCUGUGGCGUGGGGUGCUGCGGCUCAGAGUGUUGUGGCUCUGAACCGUGACGGUGGAAUCACAGUGUUGGCGGCAUAGUAAUAAUGAUACCUUGUUUCAGGAAAAAGCAAAGCAAUUAUUUUGUACUUUUAGUUCUUGAAAUUAUCCAUGCCGUUUUGCACCCAACCCUCACUGUUGGGAGAAACGAAAAUGAAAGAAUAGAAGACAAUAAAUUACUGUCAUUGAUUUGAUCCGUGUUACAUGAAAUUCAACCCAUACCAGAACCUGUCACAUUAUUAGCGUCUCCU